Messenger RNA from Harpegnathos saltator (Jerdon's jumping ant), 815 nucleotides. RefSeq names its product coiled-coil domain-containing protein 103. Bases 26 to 760 code for a protein of 244 amino acids. Lineage: Eukaryota; Metazoa; Arthropoda; Insecta; Hymenoptera; Formicidae. Gene Ontology annotation, cellular component: outer dynein arm. The record is from RefSeq and is a predicted model, not a curated record. The transcript has 3 exons. Gene Ontology annotation, biological process: epithelial cilium movement involved in extracellular fluid movement; determination of left/right symmetry; inner dynein arm assembly.
GUCAUGCCGAGUGUAGGGUUUCUCGAUGAGGAAGAAAAAGACAGCGACGAUGAGCGCGUUGAGGGCUCCGAUGGACUACAAGAGCCUGGAGGAAGAGCUUCACGCGGCUCUCGCGGCCGACGAAUUGUACAAGUUGCAAAACGAUGCCAAGCUCCGGGCGGUUGAACAAGGUGUGCCGACGUAUGAGCACUUCAGGCAGAUGGUGAAUGCUGCUCACUUGAAACCCCUCGAUCGUAAUGACGUGAAGCCGAAGAUCGGCGUGCAGUGGAACCCUGUGAGCAACAGCACCAGACAUCCGAUCGCGUCCGCAAUUUGGAGAAAAUCGAAACGCGCCGAGGGGAACAAGCGAGAUGUAAAGGCGGAAGCCUCGGAAGCGUGCGAGGACUUUCUGCGGCAUUGGAGAACGCUCGAAGACUACUCCGAGAGGCUCGCUUACAUGUGGGGUUUGAGGCACGUCCUGCAGACUCGUAUUUUUCGAGUGGAGAUACCUACGUUCUUCCUCGGUGACUUGAUGAACGUGUGCCUGCACUGUGUGUCCGAGGUGGACGAUGUAACGCAGAUCAUAGAAAUUCUCGACAUAUUAAGCACUUGCAGCAGAUUCGAUCUGACGGUAUACUUCAUGACGAAGGACGAGCAAGUCGCGUGCAAGCAGCUCUUCCAACAAUUGCGACUCAGAGGAAGAUCGCGGGAUAAAUCAUCGGAAGACGCGAUCGUGCCGCUAGCUGCCAAGUAUCGGAUCGAGCUCGAUGCGAGUUCUUAGCGAGUUCGGGAGAAACGCAACGAACAAUGUAGCGUAAAUAAAUCGUAAACGUCGA